Molecule: messenger RNA, 4731 nt
Organism: Notothenia coriiceps (black rockcod)
Lineage: Eukaryota; Metazoa; Chordata; Actinopteri; Perciformes; Nototheniidae
Product: protein sidekick-2-like
Exons: 34
Coding region: 1-4599 (1532 amino acids)
Biological process (GO): homophilic cell-cell adhesion; synapse assembly
Cellular component (GO): synapse
Molecular function (GO): protein binding
Source: RefSeq, a predicted model, not a curated record
AUGGUUGGCUGGAGGCUCUGUGAAACCUAUGAGGGAGGACCUGCAGACCCCAUCGCCCCCGCUAUCAUCAUCGCCCCCAAGAACACCAGUGUAACCAUGGGGAGAAACGAGGCUAUCAUGGAGUGUGUCGCUAAUGCAAGACCCCUCGUCAAAAUGAGUAUUACUUGGAGGAAAGACGGGGUGUUGGUCAGUACAGGGAUCCGAGAUUUUGGCCGUCGAUUGGUCAUCAGCUUGCCUGCAGUCAGUGAUAGCGGCUUCUAUGAAUGUGAGGCGUCACUCCGAAGUAGCAGCGUCGCCUCAGUCACUGCCGGGGCCUUCCUGCACGUCCUAGAAUAUCCUCUGUUUGUGAAAGAGCCUCCAACUCACAUCAGUGCAGAGAUGGAGAAGGUGGUGGAUAUCCCCUGCCAGGCACGAGGCACGCCGCAGCCAGACAUAGUGUGGUAUAAAGAUGCAGUGCCCAUCAGCCCCGUAAAGAUCCCCAGAUACAGAGUCUUGGUGGGAGGCAGUCUCCAGAUCAACGGUCUCCUGCCAGACGACACUGGGAUGUUUCAGUGCUUUGCCCGCAAUCGCGCAGGAGAGAUCCAGACAAACACCUACCUCGCUGUUACUAGUAUUGCGCCCAACAUCACCGCUGGCCCCUCUGACAGCGCCGUGAUUGACAGCAUGUCAGUCAUUCUGCAUUGUGAAACGUCAGGAGCCCCACGGCCAGCCAUCACAUGGCAGAAAGGUGAACGUGUCUUGGCGAGUGGCUCUGUCCAGCUGCCUCGGUUCACCCUGCUGGAGUCAGGCAGCCUGCUAAUCAGUCCCUCUCACCUGUCUGACGCCGGGACCUACACCUGCAUGGCCAGUAACUCCAGGGGGAUAGAUGAGGCUUCAUCUGACCUACUGGUCUGGGCACGUACCCGCAUCAAUAAACCACCACAAGACCAGAGUGUCAUCAAAGGGACCAAGGCUGUUAUGACCUGCGGUGUGACCCAUGACCCCAGUGUCACUGUGAGGUACGUGUGGGAGAAGAGCGGCUCGUUGAUUGACGUGAACACGUCCCCACGCCUGAGGCAGGAUCCCGACGGGACCCUGCACAUCUCCCAAACGUGGUCGGGUGACAUCGGAACAUACACCUGCAGGGUGACCUCAGUGGGGGGCAAUGACUCCCACAAUGCCCACCUCAGAGUCAGGCAACUGCCCCAUGCUCCAGAAAAUCCAAUAGCAGUUCUGAGUACGACAGAGAAAAGGGCCAUAAACCUCACAUGGGCCCAGGCCUUCGAUGGCAACAGCCCCUUGAUCCGCUACAUCCUGGAGGUAUCAGAGAACAAUGCCCCUUGGAUGGUGCUGCUGGCUAAUAUUGAACCAGAGUCUACCGGGGUCACUGUUGGGGGUCUCAUCCCGGCGCGCUCGUACCAGUUCCGCCUGUGUGCCGUCAACGACGUGGGCAGAGGCCAGUUCAGCAAGGAGACUGACCGACUAACUCUUCCCGAAGAGCCUCCCAGCGCCCCCCCUCAGACAGUCAUCGCAAGUGGUCGCACCAAUCAGUCCAUCAUGAUCCAAUGGCAGCCCCCCCCGGAGAGCCAUCAGAAUGGGCCACUCCAGGGCUACAUCAUCAGGUAUUGUUUGUCGGGGCUUCCAGUGGAUUGUCAAAUGAAAAACAUCACCAACUCAGACCAGACCAGUCUGCUCCUGGAGGAACUCAUCAUCUGGACCAACUAUGAGAUUGAGGUGGCGGCCUAUAACGGAGCAGGCCGAGGCACCUACAGCCACAGAGUCACUGAAUGGACACUGCAAGGGGUGCCCACCGUACCACCAGGAAAUGUACAAGUCGAGGCUGUCAACUCCACCACGGUGCGUUUUACCUGGAGUGCCCCAAGCCCACAGUUUAUCAAUGGAAUCAACCAGGGAUACAAGCUUUUGGCGUGGGAACUCACUCGUUCAAAGGAGGUCAGUGUGAUGACGGCCCGUCCCAACUUCCAGGACAGUGUUCAUGUUGGUCACAUCUCUGGUCUGAAAAAGUACACAGAAUACUACACCUCGGUAUUGUGCUUCACUACCCCUGGAGACGGCCCGCGCAGCCCACCUCAGCGCACACGCACCCAUGAGGACACCCCUGGCGCUGUGGGACACCUUAGUUUCACUGAUAUCUUGGACACCUCACUAAAAGUCAGCUGGAAGGAGCCUCAGGAGAAAAAUGGAGUUCUCACAGGCUACCGUAUCUCCUGGGAGGAGUUCAACAGGACCAAUACUCGAGUGACCCAUUAUUUACCCAACCUAACUCAGGAGUACAAGGUGACAGGGCUCACUGCCCUCACCACUUACACCAUCCAGGUAGCAGCCAUGACCGCCAAGGGCCAGGGCCAGCUCUCUGCCUCCACCAUUUCCUCCGGUGUACCACCAGAGUUGCCCGGUCCUCCAACUAAUCUAGCCAUCUCAAACAUCGGCCCUCGCUCCGUCACCAUACAGUUCAAACCUGGUUAUGAUGGCAAGACUUCCAUCUCCCGUUGGCAUGUUGAAGCCCAGAUUGGCAUAAUAGGAGAGAAUGAAGAAUGGCUGAUGGUUCAUCAGCUGACUAAUGAACCCGAUGCUAGAUCACUGGAAGUUCUGGACUUGAACCCCUAUACGUUCUACAGGUUCCGAAUGCGUCAGGUAAACAUUGUGGGCAUCAGUCCUCCCAGUCAGCCCUCCAGGAAGAUUGAGACCCUGCAGGCCGCCCCCGACAUCGCCCCCGCUAAUGUCACCCUGCGGACAGCCAGUGAGACCAGCCUGUGGCUUCGCUGGGUGCCUCUUCCGGAGUGGGAGUACAAUGGGAAUCCAGAUCUCGUUGGCUACCGGGUCCAGUACUCUAAAGCCGGGUCUAAAGGGGGAGUUCUCUCCCAUGUCAUCAUGGACCGGCUGGAGAGGGAGUUCACUAUCGAGGACCUGGAGGAGUGGAUGGAGUACGAGGUCAGAGUUCAGUCCAUCAAUGGUAUCGGCUCUGGGCCCUGGAGCCAGCCAGUCCACGGCAGGACGCGGGAGUCUGUACCCUCCAGUGGCCCCACCAACGUUUCAGCUUUCGCCAUCACCUCCAGCAGCAUCCUGGUGCGGUGGGGGGAAGUCCCAGAGACAGACCGUAAUGGACUCAUUCUGGGGUACAAGGUGGUAUAUAAGGAGAAGGACUCAGACACAGCUCCCAAUUUCUGGGAGGUGGAGGGCAACACCACUCACAGUGUCCAGCUGAGCACCCUGGGAAAAUACGUCCUGUUUGAGAUCCAGGUGCUAGCCUUCACACGGAUAGGAGACGGAAGGAGCAGCUCGCCAUACAUCUUAGAACGGACCCUGGAUGAUGUCCCUGGCCCUCCAGUUGGCAUUCUCUUCCCAGAAGUCAGAACCUCCUCAGUCAGGCUCAUCUGGCAGCCUCCUGCACAGCCCAACGGCAUUAUCCUGGCCUAUCAGAUCACAUACAGAAGAAACUCUUCGAGUAGCAGUGCUGCCACAGUAGACGUGCUGAGCCCCAGUGCGCGGCAGUACACAGCGUCCGGACUGAAACCAGAAGCAGUUUAUGUAUACCGUCUCACCGCUCAAACACGAAAGGGUUGGGGUGAGGCCGCUGAAGCUCUGGUGGUCACAACAGAGAAGAGAGCACGACCCCAACCCACAAGCCGUCCCGUAGUGCCUCAAGAGGAAGUGCAGGCUCGCAGAGUACUGUUGUCAUGGGAACCUGGCAGCGACGGACUUUCCCCGGUUCGCUACUACACAGUUCAGUACAGAGAGCUGCCCGACAGCAACUGGACUGUCCACUCUGCAUCAGUCAGCCACGAGACAAACUCAUACAUAGUGGACAGGUUAAAGCCUUUCACUUCAUACCAGUUCCGUGUGAAAGCCACCAAUGACAUUGGAGACAGUGAAUACAGCCAGGAGAGUGAGGCCAUCACUACACUACAGGAUGCCCCAGAUAAACCCCCAACGAUCCUGUCUGUUACACCUCACACCACCACGUCCGUACUUGUUCGUUGGCAGCCUCCUACUGAGGAUCAUAUAAACGGAGUCCUGUUGGGCUUCAGAGUCAGGUUCCGGGAGUUACACUAUGACCGGAUACGCAGCUUCACUGUCCGCACUGUUAACAGUCCUUCUGCCAAAUGGGCUGAUCUCGCUGCUCCUUACAGCAUCAGGAACUUAAGUGAAUCCUCGCUCACCCAAUAUGAACUGGAUAAUCUGAGUAAACACAAGCGCUACGAGAUCCGUCUCAGUGUGUAUAACGCUGUGGGGGAGGGUCCCAGCAGUUCACCGCAAGAAGUGUUUGUUGGAGAGGCCGUCCCAACAUCCCCUCCCCAAAAUGUGGUGAUCCAGUCCUCAACAGCCACACAGCUGGAUGUCACAUGGGACCCUCCUCCUCUGGAUGCUCAGAAUGGGGACAUACAGGGUUACAAGAUCUAUUUCUGGGAGUUUCAGCUUCAGAAUGAGACGGAGCGCCUGCGUACGCUGUUCCUGCCGGAGCUCGGGGUGAAGCUUAAAAACCUGACAGGUUACACCACCUACAUGAUCAGUGUGGCAGCUUUCAAUGCUGCAGGGGAUGGGCCCCGCUCCCUGCCCACCAGAGGGCGCACUCAGCAAGCAGCAAAAAAAAAGCAAUAACUAGAAAAUGGCUCAAAGUGGAUAUCCCUUCUCUUGACAACUGGUACGACAAAAUCCAUGAAAUCUAUGUUAUGGAAAUAAUCACCUUCUCAAUGAGGCUUCAGGAAAACACAUUUGAAGAAAUAUGGAAAA